Molecule: messenger RNA, 447 nt
Organism: Yamadazyma jaroonii
Lineage: Eukaryota; Fungi; Ascomycota; Pichiomycetes; Serinales; Debaryomycetaceae
Source: the annotation of a GenBank genome assembly
AUGAAUUUAAUUAGUGGUUUAUCAAGUAUAUUAGCUAUAGGUUUAUUAUCACCGGUACAAAGUAUAUUAUGUUUAAUAAUAUUAUUUGUAAGUACAGCUAUAUGUUUAUAUAAUCAAGGUUUUAUGUUAAUGGGUAUAUUAUAUGUACUUAUAUAUGUAGGAGCUAUAGCUAUAUUAUUCUUAUUUAUAUUAUCAUUAUUAAAAAUAGAAUAUAUAGAACAAGGUUCAAUGUCACCUUUAAUAUUAACUAUAUUAAUAGUAUGUUUAUUACCAUUAGAUAUAUUUAAUAUAUAUGAAACAGAUAAUAUAAUAGAAGAAGUUAGUACUGUUUGAAACGAAUUAACAAUUGUUGGUAAUCAAUUUUAUACAGAAUAUGCUGUAUUAUUAAUAAUAGUUGGUUUAAUUUUAAUAUUAUCUGUUAUAGGGGCUAUAAGUAUAACUAGAUAA